Galeopterus variegatus (Sunda flying lemur) is the source of this 3520-nucleotide messenger RNA. RefSeq names its product activating transcription factor 7 interacting protein 2 (gene ATF7IP2). The coding region runs from base 291 to 2369 and encodes 692 amino acids. Gene Ontology annotation, cellular component: nucleus; transcription regulator complex. The record is from RefSeq and is a predicted model, not a curated record. Gene Ontology annotation, molecular function: transcription coregulator activity; protein binding. The transcript has 12 exons. NCBI's taxonomy places the organism in Eukaryota, Metazoa, Chordata, Mammalia, Dermoptera, Cynocephalidae. Gene Ontology annotation, biological process: regulation of DNA-templated transcription.
GCUGAUUGAGAGACGUCCGCUGAGGCGCCGGGGCUCGGACCUGGCCGAGAAGAGAAGACCCCCGCGGGGAGGCGGAAGGAUGCGUCUACACCGCUUUCGGAGCGGGAUGUGGUCGAAGUGGGAGUGGUGUGUGGCGCCGGGUUGAGGAGGCCCCGCGUAGGGGGUCGGGGCUGCGGAGGGAAGUGGCCUCGGUGUUUUUUCCUGACGAAUACUUAUUCUGCUAUUUGAGGCUUAAUAAAACCUGGACCCAUACUUUAAAAACACAUUACAGUAGACUCAGGAUAUGAAAGAUGGCAAGUCCGGAUAGAAGUAAACGGAAGAUAUUAAAAGCCAAAAAAACCAUGCCUACAAGUUGCCGGAAGCAAGUGGAGAUCCUGAAUAAAUCAAAGAAUUUUGAAGCACUGAAAACAACAGCAGUUGGGAGUAAUGUUCCAAGUGGUAAUCAGAAUUUAAGUAUUGAUGCCGUAACUAAGAAAUGUAGGCUCUCUGAAAAUGUUGCUUCCUCACUGGACUCUAACAAGAAUUCAGUAUUCUCACAGAAAAGUAAGGAAUUCCCUCAGAAUUUAAUAAAACCUGUAGAAGAACUUGAGUUAGAAACAAGAUUGGAAUAUAUUGAUGAACAAGUUGUGUGUCCUUACCAAAAGCCAAGUAAAACAGUAAAUUCUCCCAACAAAUUUUUUAUACAAGAGGCAAAAGACUCAUGGAAUACUUAUGAAAAUCAUUCUGAAAACCAUUUUGAAUAUCAGGCAAAUGUAACAAGAUCCUUUUCUGAACAUGAAGGGGAUUGUAACUUGAAAUCCAUUUGCUGUGCACCCAUUAUAUUGAGGGAUGUAGUUCAAAUGCCAAAGACUACAGUAGCCAGUACUUUGGAUGAUAAGAGAGUUGACAAGAUGGUUUCCCACUUAGAAGCAAAGGCCAACUCGGAGUCACAUGAUAAAAGCCAACAUAACAACUUUUUAAGUUCACACUCACGUUUUGUGCCUGUUGAGAAAACACCUAAUUUGGUGAACUUAGUCACUUCCAGCAUCUGUGCUGCCGACAUUUUGAGAACUGAAGAAUCUAGUAGAACCUGUCAUGCCAGCAUUUCAAAUUGUGAAAGUACAGACUCAACGUGGCUGCCAUCACUUGACACUGAUAGUGAUAACAGCCAUAAUCAAAAGAAGAGGAUGUUUUCAGAAAACAAAGAAAGUGUUAAGCGCAUGAGAACUUCAGAGCAAAUUAAUGAAAAUGGUUGUGUAGUUCUGGAAGGGCAAACAGCGUUGCUGGAACAGGUCAAACAUUUGAUUCGACAGGAGAUCUGUAGUAUAAGUUACAAACUAUUUGAUAACAAACUGAAAGAAUUGAACGAACGCAUUGGGAAGACAGAGUGCAGGAAUAAACAUGAAGCAAUAGCUGAUGACCUCUUCGCAAGAAUAGCAAAGCUUCAAAGACGUAUUAAAAAAAUAUUAUUAUAUCAAAGGGAUUCUUUGGAACCAAAUGUGUUGUCCAGUAAUACAGCCUGUAAGGUCCCAAAUUCAGAGACCAUGAAUUUGGAUAAGAAUCAAGAGUCAGUUAAUAGUCCAGUUGAAAGGAUGACUUCUGUGAACUGUGAACCUUCUAAUCCUUCAGAAAAUGCAAGUGGAAAAAUCAGUUUGUCAUUGGAUAGUAAUGAGUCUGUUUCUGAAAGUAAUGAUGAUGUUAUGCUGAUUUCUGUGGAAAGUCCUAGUUUGACAAAUCCAAUUACAUCAGAUCCAACAGAUAUUAGAAAAAUUCCGUCAGGAAAGUCCAGCGAUUCACCUAAUCCUAAAACUGAAGUUGUGGCUGUAGAGAAGAAGAAACUUAACUCUGUAAUUGAUUUGACAAAAGAGGGCCUAUCCAACUGCAACACAGAAAGUCCAGUGUCCACCCUGGAGUCACCUUCGAAAGCUGUUUCAAACUCAAAAGAAACAAUCCCGGUGGCACAAAAUGCAUUCCAGGUUCUUGAGUCCUUUGAGCACCUGCCACCUCUCCCAGAACCACCAGCACUACCACCUGAACUGGCAGACAAAGUCCGAGACACGCUUCCUCCCCAGAAGCCUGAGCUCAAAGUGAAACGGGUGCUGAGACCAAAAGGCAUUGCCCUGACUUGGAACAUCACCAAAAUCAAUCCCAAGUGUGCUCCUGUGGAAAGCUACCAUCUCUUCCUGUGCCAUGAGAACCCUAAUAAUAAGUUGAUUUGGAAGAAAAUUGGAGAAAUUAAAGCUUUACCGCUCCCAAUGGCCUGUACUUUAUCUCAAUUUUUAGCUUCCAGUAAAUAUUAUUUUACUAUCCAAUCGAAAGACAUUUUUGGGCGAUAUGGGCCAUUUUGUGAUAUAAAAUCUAUCACUGGGUUUUCUGAAAAUCUUACCUAAAAGAAAAGUCUUGAAUAACUGUAUGUUUAACUACAUAUUGUUUUCUUUUUUUUGUAUUUGAGUUGUUUGUUUACAGUGUUAUUUUAAUACUAUUUGCCAUUUUAAAAGGCCAGUUCAGAUUGUGAACCCUUUGUAUAGGGACAGUCAUAUUCUAUAUAUUGUAAGCGACUUAUAUUUUCAUGAACUUCUGAUUUGCAUUCAGUAUGUACUUCCAGUGUAUAUGUUCUAAAACGUACACUGUCAUGGACCCAUGUUGCUAAGGUGUGUUGUGAACAAUACCUUUGAUGUCUAUGGACCUGCUGAUUAUAUGCGAAGCCCUAGGAUACAAGCAGCCACCAUUUCCUCUGUUGACAAUCAGAUUUUGGUGACCUGCUUGUGGUCAAUUUAGCUCCCAGCUUUUUACUGAAGCCAGACCAUCCCUGGGGUACAUGCCCACCAAGAUUUUAUAGAAAUAAAUAUCUUCUCAUUCUGUUCAAAUUCUAAGAGGACUAUUAAUUUGUGCCCUGCCUCCUUUUUUUUUUUUUUCUUUUUGGCUAUGUCUAUCAUUUGGGGAAAUAGUCUGGAGGUUUUCCCUAAAUCUGUUUGUAUACUUAUAUAUAAUAAAUUUGUUAAACACUGUGCUGUGUACACAAAAACAUAUACUAUCUCUUACAAAAGCAUUAUCCAACCCAUUACAUCAGUUGAGAAUGGAAUUGUCUGCCUUAGAUUUAAGGCUUUAAUUGCUGGUUCCCUUAAUGCUACCCUUUGUUCAUUUCUGGGCUGCCAUUAUUAGUACUCAGAAAACAUAACACUAAAAAAGCUCUGAUAAUGUGUCUUGUGCAUACCUCUAUCAGAGGGCCCACAGAACUGAAGCUCACUAGGAUAAGCAACCUAAGAAACUGAACAUGUGAACAGAGACUUGAUAAAUACAAGUCAGGGCCCAAUGGAGGCAAACUUUGUAGAUAACUAAUACUGGGACAUUGAGGAAACAGAAGAAUAACCCUAACUGUGAAAGAUUGUUUGAAAGAGGGUCAUUCUUUCCUGGUACACAGUGAAAGUUCAGGCCUCAGAGUCUCAGAUGUAAAAAAUGAGCAGAGAAUGGUUUUCCUUGGCAUUUUGUGAACGCCUUCACAUCUUCAGCAAUAAAUAAAACUUCUUUUUUUUCUUUUUCA